AUGGCGUCCGGCGAUGAUCCACCGAAUAGUCGGCUAUUUAUUCUUUGUGGAAAGGGUAUAACAGAACAAGCUAUGCGUGAUAGUUUUAGUAAAUACGGAUCGGUAGAGGAUGUGUGGAUUGUUAAAGACAGACGAACAAACGAAGAAAAAGGUGUUUGCUACAUCAAAUUCUCUAAGACUUCUGAAGCUGCCCAAGCAAUGGAGGAAAUGAAUGGACGUUUUAUUGAAGGACAAGCAAAGCCACUAAAGAUAAUGAUUGCUAACAGCAGGAGAGAAGGCUCCAUGAGAGAUCCAAAAGAAGAAGAGAAAACUCUUCGACUGUUUGUCAUUAUUCCCAGACAUUUUACUCAGGAAGAUGUCAGAGCAGAAUUUGAGAGAUUUGGAGAAAUUGAUUAUGUGAAUGUUUUGAAGGACAAGCAUUCUGGGGAAAAUAAAGGCUUUGCAUAUGUCAAAUAUUUCAGACGUGUUAAUGCUGCAAAGGCUUUUGAAGAAUGUGAUAGGUCUUACAAGCCAAAGUUUGCAGAACCUCAGAGAGGCAAAGAUAGGAGGGAGGAGGAUUUUGGACGCGGAUGGUUUGAAAGAGAUGACAGAGGUUAUAAGAGAGGAUUUGAUGAUGAUUUCUCUGCAAGUGGAUUUCUAAAUCCCAGUCCUGUCCAAGACUUCUUUGGGCUUCCUCAUCAAGUCAUGCCUAGGACGGUGCCCUCCGGUGGACCUGUAGGUUCUCUUGGGCCACUUGACAUGAUAGAAGACUACCCACACAACAACUCACUGCGGCUGCAGAUCGUAGCAGCUAUCGGUCUCUCACAGAAGUAUUUGUCAAAUCUUUUCAACCUUGUUCCCGGAAUGGAGUACUGCGAUCUUAAUGAAACUACAGGCAUUGCUUAUGCUAGGUACACCACCCCACAAUGUGCUGCCUAUGCAAGGGACAAGCUGGAUGGUUUUGAAUAUCCAAUUGGAAGUCGACUUAUUGUGCAGUAUGCUGAUAGCACCCAGCCAUCUAAUCUACAAAUGGCAGCUAACAUGGGCUAUGAGAGGCAAAGAGAUAUGCGGCAACCAGAUGUUAGACAGAAGGCUGCCAUGUUGCUAGAGAAAGCGGGUAUUAACCCGAGUAGUGUGAUGAAUGCUGAACGCGGGAUGGAGAGAGUUCCGUACUGCAACAUUCCUCUGCCAUUGCCACAUCCCCUGAAGCCUGAAGACACUGAGGCCUCUGAGCGACUCUUCAUUGUGUGUCAGCCAUCAUCUGUCCCAGAAAAAGUCCUCAGAGAUGCUUUCUGUCGCUUUGGAAAUCUUAUUGACGUGUACUUGUUGUCAGGGAGAAAUUACGGUUAUGCAAAGUAUGCGACAAAGGAAUCGGCUAUGAAGGCAAUACAGAUGUUGCAUGGCCAGAAUUUGAUGGGUCAAAGGAUUAAGGUUCUAGAGGCUGAGCCACCAAAGAAUGGAGGUUGUGAAGGACCCCCUAAGAAGGCCAGAUACUAAGUAUACACACAGCCGACUGUCAGCUGAAGAGGACAGACUUACUACUGUACAGCCAGACGGGACACCUGAAUAAGCAGAAUAACAUUUGACGUGAAUACAGACGACCUUAACCUUGUGCUGUUGAGAUGAAGAAGACUGCUACAGCUGACGAGGACUGACCUGUUUCUUUACACACUGUCUGUCGUGAACAUAGUGACGAAACACUGCAGCUUCUACUUUUAACUCGAUCAAUGGUCUGACUGACUGUCUAGUGCUGGAACGGUCUUCUUUCACUGACAUUUGUGGACAAAACUCUUGCUUAUUGACACUUUUCAUCUCUCAUAACUGUUGUUCAUUUUAGUGAUUUUAAAAUACUUUGUUUUUCUUUCAGAAUUAAAAAAGUCCUAAAUAUUUCUAAGCAUAUAUAACCAAACAUUUCAUCACCUGGAGAAAAACUUAUUUAUCAUUUUAUGUAUAAAAUCAUAUACACACAUUAACACAUGAACUUGCGAUCAUUAUUUUACAUCAGUUAGAACUUAGACAUAGAAUGUGGGUGGGUUUUUUUUAUGGAGAAUAGAUAAAUGAAAAUAUGUACUCGAUUAAUCAACUAUUGAUUUGUUAGCAAAAAAAUUAUGUAUUGAUUAUAUAUAAUUAAAUAUUUUCAAUUAUAUUAUAAUUAACAAUUUUUGGAUGAUUUAAAUACUAAUAAAAUGAAUGCUUUAACAAUUCUAAAUACACAGCAAGCUAAUAAUUGACAUAGUUUUGCUGACUAUGAAAAGGUAGAGCUGAUGACUAUUCAGAUUACUGACUUGGGUUGUAGGGGAUGCCAAAUGGAUACUCUUAUUGUAAUUGUUGUUUCAAGCCUCUGAGAAUUGAAAAUGUGCAUGACCCUUUAUCGGAUACACAGAAAUAAAUCUAAGUAACCCAUUUUCUUUUUGCGUAGCCUGUUACAUUCAAGUAAAUGAUGUUCCAAAUUUUGCGCGGGCAAUACAUGAAUGAAACAAUCAUUCUUGCAAUUUCCAGAGCCCUGUGUUUAUAAUUGUGUCGUAAGUAUAUCAUAACUGCAAGUUUGAUGUUUUCUAUAAUAUCUUCAGGAUGCUCAUAAUAUACUACUUUGUACUCCACGAUGCAAAACGUGGGUUACUAAAUGUUUGAUCAACCAGAUUACUCCUUGGUUAAUUCUUCUGUUCUACCAAGAUUUUAUGUUGCUAAAAAUUAAGUUUGAGUCAAUGUUACUUUGGAUUUCUUGGUUGUUGGUUUUAUAUUUGACAUUCUUGAAUGAUUGUUAGUAUCAAAGUAAUAUAGAAUGUGUUUUACAAUUGUUUAUAGUAAUAUUGAGUAUUUCUGGGAAUUAAAUUGCUUUCGGUGUAGAUUUUAUUUUACUUUACAGAAUAAUUGUAUUUUUAACUUUAAUUGAAACUAUCCUUUGUUAUACUAAAAACAUACACAUACUCAACAUAUUUUAAAAGCAAAACAUAAAAGAAAGUUUGAUUUUGUGGAAGCAAGCAAAUCCAUGAACUGCAGGGUUUUUUCCUCUUAUUUUCACCUAGCACCUAGCUGCUUAUAUAUUGUAUUGAAUGUUGAAGUUUUGUCAUUGUAAUAAAUAAGGAUUUAGUCUUAAAAUAUUAUUUGUCUGUCCUUGUCUAUCUAAUCACCAAACUGGAAUACUGGUAUGGUAAGCACUAAGUUAUAUUGUUAUCCUUAUAUAAAACAUUACUGCAUUAAAUAUAUAUAUAUAGGAACAUUGGGCCAUAUAUAUGCCAUUUUAUGACCAGCUAAUGGUUUUAAGUUAUAUAAGAUUUGUGGGUUUGUGUUGUGUAGUAAUAUGGUGGUAUAAAAUUUGAGGGUUGGUGUAGUAAUAUGAUGGUAUAAGAUUUGAGGGUUGGUGUAACAAUAUACUGAGUGAAAGAAAUAAAGAAACAUAAAUAGUAACAGUGAAUAUUGACAGCAACGAAAAUCUUCAUCCACAGUAUGAGGAAGUUAGCCAUGAUACUGGCAGUCAAUCCCUGUGAUGACGUUCAAUCCCACAUUACGUCUCUUUUAUACAUGCAUACCACUUGUAAAUUAAAUUUGGUCUCAGAUA
This is a messenger RNA of Gigantopelta aegis, 3538 nucleotides long. Its product is annotated as RNA-binding protein 45-like. The transcript has 12 exons. The coding region runs from base 1 to 1476 and encodes 491 amino acids. Lineage: Eukaryota; Metazoa; Mollusca; Gastropoda; Neomphalida; Peltospiridae. Gene Ontology annotation, molecular function: RNA binding. The record is from RefSeq and is a predicted model, not a curated record.